Molecule: messenger RNA, 2346 nt
Organism: Pedinophyceae sp. YPF-701
Lineage: Eukaryota; Viridiplantae; Chlorophyta; Pedinophyceae
Source: the annotation of a GenBank genome assembly
AUGCCGAUGUUUUCGCAAGCCCAGAGCAUGGCUGGCAGCGUCGCCGCCCGGCCGGCCGUCGUGCGCACGCGCAGGGCCGCCGCUGCCCCCCGGGCGCGCGUCGUUCGCGUUUGCGCAGGUCCCCCGACCGUCGCGGAGACGAAGGACAAGUUCUUCAAGGCGUACACGAAGCCGGUUCCUGCGAUGUACUCCACCGUCAUCAACGAGCUCCUGGUGUCGCAGCACCUGUGGAGGUACAACAAGAAGUACCAGUACGACGAGCUCCAGGCCCUGGGCCUGGUGAGCAUCUUCGACCAGCUGCUGGACGAGUACAACGAGGAGGACAAGAAGGCCCUGUUCGAGGCCUACGUCAACGCGCUCGACGAGGACCCGGACACGUACCGCAAGGACGCCAAGUUCAUGGAGGAGUGGGCGAGCGGGUCGCCCGAGGUCAAGCCGGACGCCGCGGGCGACGAGGGCCAGCAGAAGCUCGCCGCGAUCGCCGAGCGGGUGGCGGCGGGGGACUUUUACUACUCGAAGCUGUUCGCCAUCGGCCUGUUCCGCGUGCUCGAGUGCGCGGGCGCGAGCAGCCCCGAGGCGCUCAAGGGCGCGGUCGCCGCGCUCGGCGUCCGCGAGGACGCGGUGAACCGGGACCUGAUGAUGUACAAGGGUGUGUUGAGCAAGCUGACGGCGGCCAAGGAGAUGAUGGCGGAGUUCCUGGAGCGCGAGCGCAGGAAGACCGAGGAGCGCAAGGCCGAGAAGGCGGCCAAGGCGGCGAAGGAGGCGGAGCCGGCGAAGGAGGAGUCGGCUGCGUCGGCGGAGGGGGGGUGUUGUUUGGGGGGGGGGGGGAGGAUAGGCUGGAGGUGGGGCGGAGGAGCGCGGAGGUGCGAGGAUGGGGAGGUCGGGCCGCGUGCGCGUCGCAGGCGUGAAGACUCUGUGACGUCCGGCGAAACACCCCGGGGGGGAGUCGGACUCAAAUCAAUAGUGGAGGACCUUCCACGCGCGCAGGAAGCGCGUGACGUCCGGCACCACGCUCUCGAACGCCGGCGGGUACACCUCCGUCGGCGUCAGCCACGCGACGAGGUCGUACCCGUCGGCCGGAGGCCGCAACACAAGCACCGAAGCCGGGACGCGUGCGUUCCAGAACGCCUCGCACGUCUCGGUGGGCACCCAGCGGUCGUCCGCGCACGUAUCCUGCGCCUCGUCCCCCUGUGGCGCCGCCAGUGCGUCGUACAACGUCCAGUGCAGGUCCAGAUAGGUGCGGAUCAUGUCGCCCAGCCCAAAGGUAUCCACCCACGGCCCCGCCUCCUGCGUCGCUGCGAACCGCGAGGGAUGCACCCACGUCAGCCGCUUCGUGCGCCUCCGCCAGCACUCGUGCGAGCACGUCGCGUCGUACAUGAUGUUCCCGUAGGCCGUCAGCCGCGACAGAUCGAUCAGCGUGGCGCGCAGCCGGUGCGCCGCGAACCACGUCGCUCCGCCGCCGCUCUCGACGCCGCUGCGCGCCGGCUCGAACGAGACCAGCAUCUGCUCGGGGUGCAAGUCGGUGUGUGCCAGCGACGCGGCGUGGAGGCGUCGCGUCGCCGUGACGAUGUCGAGGAUGGCGGCCGGCACCAGGGAGAGCAGCCCGAGGGCGUCGGCGGCUUCGGGCGAGCAGCACGCGUCCCCGUCCAGGAUGACUUCAUGCACCGUGUCGUGGAUGAACUGCCUUACGUCGUACAAGGUCUUGCCGGGGCAGGAUGGGGGCUUCGUGGUGCGGAGCAGCGGCAUGGCGAUGCCCACGAUGCGCUGCGUGCUGUCCAGCAGGACGUGCGAGAGCGUGACAAGCCCGUCGUGGCGGCCGUGCGGCGCGUCGCGGUGCGCGAGGAUCAUCGCGAAGGCUUCGUCGGCGAGCAUGCGCUGCGCCAGCUGACCCGUGCGUGCGAGGAGGGAUGGAUCCUUUACUGUCAGCUUGACGGCGUACUCGUACUCGUCAAGCUGACCGCUGGCGCCCUGGAAAAGGGAAGAAGGUGUAUGAGCGUGCGUCAUGCUAUCUCAAAAGGAGGAGUGUCUGAAACAUCUCGAAGCGCACAGGUCGAUCUGACGUUGGCUGUUGCCCGCGGGAACUGUCGCAGUGAGAAACAGUAUUGCGUUGCAGCGCAGAGCUGUGCUUGCCUGGUUCGCAAACGUGGCCCGCCAAACCGUCCCGUCUACUCCGUCGCCGAGUCGCUCGUAGAAGGUGAAGUCGUCAACGGAUGCGAAGCUGGCGUUUGCGAAGUGCCGCAGCUGGUAAGGCACAGGAAGCUGAACGCCGUUUCGCAGGACGCCCUCUCCGGACGGCAGCCCGGCGCACUGGUCUCGCUCCAAGUCCGCGGCCGUGCGCUGCCGUGA